UAAGAAAACCUAGAAUCGAGCUCUUCAUGUCGACAUCGUCCUGUUCUUAGUUAUACAAAUCUUCCUUGUGUUAAUUCAAGUGAUACUUCAGGGAAAUUAACUCUUUAUCGGAAUUUCAUACUAUAGAUGUUAAAUAUAUAUAUAUGCUAGCAUCAGUAGAACACGUGUGUGCCGUUGAACUAUUCCCCAAGAUCGUCGUGUUGGGACUAUACAACAUAAGCAUUCCUUAACUGUACAAUUCAAGAAUGGGAUUUAAAAAUCAGCAUAACAAAUCAACCCGAACAGUCUUCAAAAACAAAAAGCUGAAGUGACCUGGCCCCUAGAGAUCAGCUUAUAGUUUUGACCUGACUCAAACAAAACCGCCAAUGUCUGUGCAGGUUAAGAUUGAGCUAGGUCACAGGGCCUCGGUGCGUUCAAAUCCAACAGAGAAUGGGUUUACCCACGACUGGACUGUGUUUGUAAGGGGACCUGAUGGUUGUGAUAUUGCUCACUUUAUUGAGAAGGUCGUAUUCAAUCUUCACCAUAGCUUCACCAAUGCUAAACGAGUAAAGACAUCCCCACCUUACUAUGUGUCAGAGUCAGGAUAUGCUGGAUUUAACUUUCCAAUAGACAUAUACUUUAAAAACAAGGAGGAGCCGCGUAAAAUUCGCUACCAGUAUGACUUGUUUCUGAGAAUGGCCGACAAUCCCCCUGUGAACCAUACCCGAUGUGAGAAACUCACUUUCCAAAAUCCUACUGAGGAAUUCAAACGCAAAUUACUGGAAGCUGGAGGGAUUGUUGUCAACCCCAAUGGGGAGAAAGAAACUGGCCAGUUUACAGACUUGUUUGGUCCUCCUAUCCAGACUGACACAGUGAAGAAAUCUAAACACUCAUCAUCCAAGUCAAAAGGAAGUUCAUCUAUUUCUGGCAAGUCCAUACCUGGGUCUGGUUCCAAGGACACUUCAAGUUCCUCUUCAUCAUCAUCGUCAGGGACUUUAGCUCAAACGGUCACUUCCAACACCACGUCGAGUACCACCAUUAUCAGCUCGAGUGAAUCAAGUUCUAAAUCACAUAAAAGUUCCUCUAAAGACAAACAUUCCUCGUCUUCGCAGAAAAGGUCUUAUGAUGGCUCUCAUGAUGAUGGUGGCAAGAAGGCUAAGAAAAGCUCGUCUGGGUCCUCACCAUCAGAUGGUAAGGUCAGGGAUAAACAUGGAGAAAAGUCUGUGGAAAAAAACAAACAUUCAAAGGAGAAAGAUUCUUCCUCCUCAUCAUCAAAACAUAAAGAAUCCUCUUCAAAGGAAAAGGAUUCUUCUUCAAAGGAAAGGGAUUCUUCUUCAAAGGAUAAGGAUUCCUCUUCUAAAGACAAAGAAUCAUCUUCAAAGGAUAAGGAAUCCUCUUCAAAGGACAAAGAGUCUUCUUCAAAAGAAUCUAAGGAGAAAAAUUCAUCAUCUAAAGACAGUUUAUCAUCAUCCAAACAUAGAAAUAAAUCUUCAUCCUCUAAAUCUCACAAAUCCAAUAAAGAUAAAGACAAAAGCAAAUCCUCCAAAAGUAGCAGACAUGAGAGUAAGCAUGAUUCUGUUAGAGAGGACACCAAAUCUAAAGUGAAAAGUGAAACAGUCUCUUCUAGUAGUAAGGUGAAAAUGGAAAUGGAGGUAAAAUCUGAGAUUAAAAGUGAAACCCAUACGUCCAGUAAAGUAAAGACAGAGGUCUCUGAGGAGAGAGUGAAAGUUAAGACUGAGGUUAGUGACAAACAUUCUUCUCCUAGCACCAAAAAUACUUUUUCAAAAGAAGCAUUUGCCAAGGAGAAGUUAUCAUCUCAUGGUAAAAAGAAUAAGGAGAAACCCCGAAGAUCAAGUGCAGGGACAUCACAACCACCAAACAAGCGAAAGCGGAUUAUUUCUGAUGAUAGUGAGGACAGUAGUAAUGACAGCUCGUCAUCGUCGGAAGAUAAUAUGGAACAGGAUGUAGAGGAGCCAGAGCUUCGUGACCUACACCAAUCACGACUUAAUGGGACUCAUAGUGAUAGUGAGGAUAGUCUGAAUGAUGAAAUUGAUGAUGGUGAGGAAAGUACAACAAGACCAAGUUCUGUGGCAUCAAACACUUCCAUGGCUUCCACUAACCCCUCCCCACAACCCACAAUGCAACAGCAAACAAAACGGGCUCUUGAUAGACUCAUGCAAGAUUUGAGUGACCAAGAUGAUGAUGACGAUGAUGAUGACGAUGAUUUGAUUCCUCAAGCUUUUCGUUCUCCUGUUAAAACUUUUUCACCCUCCUCUGUAAAAAGUUCUCGAGCUUCGCCAGGAUCUGUUAAAAGUACAAAAAGUUCAUCGUCUCCUGCUGUGAAAUCUUUGAGAAUGGAUUCUCCACCAUCUCAGAAAACUACGAGGGAAAGUUCACCAUCACAUUCAAAAAGUGUUUUGUCACCUCAUUCCCAGAAGAGUUCCAAAUCUAGUCAUCAUUCCACCAUUGAAUCAAAAGAUCAUUCCUCUUCAUCAACACCUUCAACUCAGUCAUCGCAAAAGAAAUCAUCUAAAUCAUCAUCAUCUUCUUCCAAAAAUAAAAAUGACAGUAAAUCUGAAAGCAACAAGAAGGACAAAGGGAAUUCUAGUGCAUCUGUAAGAGACAACUCCAAGUGUGACUCAAGUGUCAAAACUGAAAGUACGGUGAAAGAGAAAAAAUCUAAAGAUAAGGAACGGAAGUCAAGUAAGGAGUCUGCAAAGCAAAGGAAAGCAUGCAAGGAAAAUAUUGCUGAAAAUCAAGAGAAUUCCUACAGAGAAGAAAGAUCAAACACCAAUAACAAUUACGCCAGUGAAACACAUGAGCCGGAGCGAGAGAUGAAUGGAAAUGGCCAUAUCAAUUUCGGAGAUAUUCUGGAGCAGCACAACCUUGGAAAUGCUCCCAAUGGGCAAGAUCUUGUCUCAUUGCUGGAUCUCCAUAAAAAACUAGAAACAAUGAAAGAUCGUGGAGUUCUUCAACAAAUUGUGACUGUUAUAUUGGAGACAGGAAAAUACGAAAUCGGAGAAGCAUCAUUGGACUUUGAUCUUUGUGCUUUGGAUAGCAAGACUGUGGAGAGGCUUCAGAACUUCAUUGGUGGUUCAGCUCCCUAGUCAGUGUCUGAUGUACAGCCAGAUAAAAGACCUCUUCCAGAAUAAGUGUUUCAUUUCACCUCCUUGUAUGGUGAUAAAAGUGAACUAAAGAGGUAUGGUUGUCAUGGAUUUGAGGAAAUUUUGUUUUGCUCUGCAUUCAAAUCCAAGGGAUGAGAAAGGAUUGAAGUCUGAUGUCGUGUCAAAAGGACCAGUAAUUUAUAUGAUGCCCUGAAAUUUCCAAUGUGUUUUUCAUAUGUUGUAGACUUAUAUCUGGUGUUAACAAUAAUACAAUCCAGAAAUUCUCAAUACAGUACUGUUAGAGUGGCAAUAAUUCGACCACCUUAAGCGUCUUAAAUUUGAAAAUAUUUGAAUUACUUAAUUACCGGAUACCUAUUGAUACAUAAAGAAUUUCCCUUGUUAAUUCUGGAGAGUGGGAUAACCUGAUUAUCGUUAGUGUUGGGUAGAUUGAUGAAACUCAAUCAAAUAUGCUAAUUUUUGGAAGGAAUUUUAUUUCAUACUUUGGAAACAAAAAAAGUUGAACGUGUACUGAAUAUUUCAAUAUGAUGAUAUAUUCUAAUGGUAUCUGGGUUUUUUUAACCUUAAACUAAUCACAUCUCCUUUCAGUUUUUGGUUGGUAAAUGCAUCAUUUUCUAAUAAUAUUUCAAAGUCACAGAUCAUGCAUCCUUUUAGUUAUCUCAAUCUUUGCAGUACCUCAGAUCCUAAGAUUGUCUCAUGAAUCGUUCAAUGUACCCUGUAUAUAAUGGCAGAGGAAGCGACCUCAAUGUCCAAACAUUUACAUACAAAAGUAUGUUAUACAGUAGGAUCCAGUAAUAUCACAGAAGUAUGCAUGAGGACUAGUAUUUGGACUCGUUGAUACCUGUUUUUUACUUAGCUGUUUCAAUUCUUCAAUUUCAUUUGGAUUGCAGUAUAACCGAUAGGAUACUAGUAAGGUUAGGGUUAGGGUUAUAAUACUGUUUGAAUUAGUUAUAUUAAAGUGACGUGGUUCAAGACCAGUACCCGGUAGUUACCCUAUAUAGGUCACCUUCAUGACCUAGUUACCCUAUAUAGGUCACCUACAUGACCUAGUUACCAUAUAUAGGUCACCUACAUGACCAAGUUACCAUAUAGAGGUCACCUACAUAACUGCUUGUAUUGGCUAUGUUGCCUUGGUGCAUAUAUGGUGCUGAAUUUAUAGACAGUUCUUCUUUCCAAAAUAUCUGCUUAAUUGUACCAAAAAAAUCAUCUGUCAUUUGAAUUUCCAAGGAUGAAACAAUAUCUAGGUGACAAAGUUUGAUGUAAUAACAGAUUCAUUGUACCCAAGU
Molecule: messenger RNA, 4387 nt
Organism: Mizuhopecten yessoensis (Yesso scallop)
Lineage: Eukaryota; Metazoa; Mollusca; Bivalvia; Pectinida; Pectinidae
Product: protein AF-9-like
Exons: 6
Coding region: 366-3086 (906 amino acids)
Biological process (GO): regulation of DNA-templated transcription
Cellular component (GO): super elongation complex
Source: RefSeq, a predicted model, not a curated record